Messenger RNA from Leucoraja erinaceus (little skate), 2748 nucleotides. RefSeq names its product zinc finger protein 239-like. Gene Ontology annotation, molecular function: RNA polymerase II cis-regulatory region sequence-specific DNA binding; DNA-binding transcription factor activity, RNA polymerase II-specific. The transcript has 2 exons. Gene Ontology annotation, biological process: regulation of transcription by RNA polymerase II. Lineage: Eukaryota; Metazoa; Chordata; Chondrichthyes; Rajiformes; Rajidae. The record is from RefSeq and is a predicted model, not a curated record. The coding region runs from base 281 to 1033 and encodes 250 amino acids.
GAUUUGUGAGACGGCAGGAAGUGGAGGGAGGGGCUAAGAGCGGAGGAAGAACAAUGGCGGCCGUGGCUCACCGGAGUAGUUGACGGAGCGUCUCCGUUCGCAGGCGGCGCGGUAACCCGAUGGCCCCUCCACACGGGUUUAGGAGCUGUUGCUGUGGACGGAGAGACAGGGACGUGAGCGGCUAUUGAGGGUGGCCAGGGUGCCGGUGAGCCCCCCCCCCCCCCCAUCUGCUCAGUGUGCGGGCUGAGCUUCGAGGGGCUGAGCUUCGGUGGAGGACCACAUGAUGGGGCGCAACAAGGAGAAGCGGUAUGAGUGUGACGUGUGUGGCAAGGCCUGGCAGUGCCCGAGCUGGCUGGAGGCCCACCGGCGGUUGCACACGGGAGAACGCCCCUUUGACUGCUCCGACUGCGGCAAGAGCUUUACCCAUAUGUCGGCGCUGCAGGUGCACCGGCGCCUGCACACGAGUGAGAAGCCCUAUGACUGCUCCACCUGCGGCAAGAGCUUUACCCAGUUGUCGGGGCUGCAGGGGCACUGGCGGGUGCACAGCGGUGAGCGGCCCUACACCUGCAGCGACUGCGGCAAAGGCUUCAAGUCGUCGUCGCACCUGAAGGUGCACAGGCGCCUGCACACCGGGGAACGGCCCUACACCUGCAGCGACUGCGGCAAGGGCUUCUCCCGCUCCAGCCACCUGCUGGUGCACCAGCGCACUCACACUGGCGAGCAGCCUUACACCUGCGCACAGUGUGGCAAGGGCUUUACCCAGUCCUACAACCUGCUGGUGCACCAACGCACCCACACCGGCGAGCGCCCCUACACCUGCACCCAGUGCGGCAAGGGCUUCACCCAGUUCAGCAACCUGCUGUCCCACCAGCGGGUGCACGCCGGCGACCGUCCCAGCCCCAGCCCUGUGUGUGGAGAGCGCUUUGCCACGGCCUCCCAUGACCUAUCUCAUCAGCACGAGCGGCUGGUCCCACUGCGGAAAGCAAUUCAAGAGUGCACGGGGGCUGCGGGAGCACCCGCGGAUACACACUAAAGAAAGACUCUGAGUGGGCUGAGUGUGGCAAAGGCUUCACCCGCAUGUCCAGCCUGUGGCAGCACCGGCGUACCCACAGCGGCGAGCGGACCUUCCCCUGCCCAUCCUGUGGUAAGGGCUUCACCUGCCUUGACCACCUGUUGGAGCACUGGCGAGUCCACACCGGCCAGUGACCCUUCACCUGCCCACUCUGUGGCAAGGCUUUUGCCCGCUCCAGCCAGCUGGCACACCGCAACGAGGAUAGGUGCUGUUUAGGUAGACACUAAAUGCUGGAAGGAAUGGGUAACGUUCUGAUCGAGACCCUCUUGUGUCUCGUCCCAAAACAUCACCCAUUCCUUCUCCCCAGAAAUGCUGCCUGUCCGGCUGAAUUACUCCAGCAUUGUAUGUCCUUUUAUGAAAACCAGCAUCUGCAGUUCCUUUUGUUAACCAUCUCUGCACCUUCCUCAAAGCCUCCAUAUCAGUCCUGUAAUGGAGUGACCAGAACUGUAUGCCAUACUCCAAAUGCUACCUGACGUAUGUCCCUUAAAGUUGCACAUAUACUUUCCUCUCUCCAUAUCUCACAUCCUUUUAUCUCCUUAUUUUCUCUCGCCUCUGUCACUUACUCCACUCAUCUGCCAAUCACCCCCUCAUCUUUUAACAUCGUGUCAGACUGAAGAAGUGUCUCGACCCGAAAUGUAACCUAUCCAUGUUCCCCACAGAUGCUGCCUGACCCACUGAGUUAUUCCAGCACACUGAAAUGUCACCUAUCCAUGUUCUCCACAGAUGCUGCCUGACCCACUGAGUUACUCCAGCACUCUGUGAAAUGUCACCUGUCCAUGUUCUCCACAGAUGCUGCCUGACCCACUGAGUUAGUGCAGCACUUCGUGUUAGAGUCAUACAUACAGGAUGGAUACAGGCCCUUCGGCGCAACUGGCCCACACCUGACAACAUGUCCCAGCUAAACUAGUCCCACCUGCCUGCAUUUGGUUCCUAUCCCUCCAAUAUACCUGUCUAACUGUUUCUUAAUCGUUGGGAUGGUCCCAGACUUAACCACCUCCUCCGGCAGCUUGUUCCAUACACCCACCACCCUGUGUGGAAAAAACAUUCCCCUCAGAUUCCUAUUAAAUCUUUUCACCUUGAGCCCAUGUCCUCUGGUCCUUGAUUCCCGCACUCUGGGCAACAGAUUAUGUACAUCUAACUAAAUUGUGUUCUAUGCAAGAUUCCAGCAUCUGCAGUUUCUUGUGUCUCCCUCACCUAUAUCCACCUAUCACUUCUGAAGAAGGGUCUCAACCUGAAAGGUCACCCAUUCCUUCUGUCUGGAGAUGCUGCCUAUCCCGCUGAUAUACUACUGUCCCGCCCCCAUCUCUUUUUUUCAACUUUCUCCCCCGACUCCAUCAGUCCAAAGAAAGGCCCUGACCCGACACGUCGCCUGUUCAUUCCCCUCCAAAAUAUCGGUAGACCUCAGCAGGUCGGCAAUCCGUGGUGGGAAACGGAUGGAGAAGUGUUCCCAAUGUAAGCCCUCCUUGGCCCUGUCGAGGAGCAGACCAUCAACAGUACCAGCAUCUUUUCAUCCAUAAUGUACCCAAGUGAAAAUGCUAAAGUGAGCCAAGCUGCACAGCCGACUGCUCACAGUACCAGCUGGCUUCCACUUGCCCAAAAAAUUAAAGGCAAUUGUUUUUAAAGAAAGUCUUGAUGCAUUUAUGCCUUACGUAACAAAUAAAAUAAGUUUGUCCUGA